Magallana angulata is the source of this 2191-nucleotide messenger RNA. RefSeq lists its product as uncharacterized. NCBI's taxonomy places the organism in Eukaryota, Metazoa, Mollusca, Bivalvia, Ostreida, Ostreidae. Bases 360 to 1793 code for a protein of 477 amino acids. The record is from RefSeq and is a predicted model, not a curated record. The transcript has 2 exons.
GAAGGGAAAGUAGUUCACUUAUAAUAAAUAAUUCCAUUUAGCAGUCAGCUAGCUGAGCAUUUCUACUCCAACGCGACAAUGGGUCAUUUUUCAAAACUAUCUCGAGUCGGUGAUAUUAGUUGAAGCAUUUAAGGUGAAGGCGUGUACUCUACAAACACUUCAUAGCAGUGCUGGGCAAACUCAACCUUAAAGGCUAUCACUCCAGGCUGUGACCCAUAUUGGAGGUGCAACGCUAACAAGAUACGCCCUGGGACAGCGAAGGUAAACACUUUUAUUAUAUUGACACAGAGUUUUUAAUCGUAAAAUACCUGUAUCGUUCGUGACUAGACGAGGGGAAAACCCAUCGGUAUCCCGUGCGGAUGUCUAGUCAUUUUGGUUCAACAAUGGAUACCAAAAAAUCGGACAAGAACCACUUGGAGAACCUCAGCAAAGCGUUAAACAAAGCAAGGGAGUACAUCAUUCUGCUUCUGACGUACGUCUUGUAUAAAAUCGCCAGAUCUAUCGUCACAACAAUCCAAAAGUUCACCUGGGCUGUAACAGGAGUCGAACGCACCAGAAAAGAUGCCAAAAGUGGUAUUCAAUUCAAGCACAGUGCGCAUGUGCACAAUGUUUUAUGGCGACGGAAGUUUAUCUCGUCUUCUAUCUCUGACCCCACGGAUUUUAUUCUCACUCAUAAGUUUUUCAAACAUCCAAACUAUGUGUUGAAGCCGAAUAUAUCUCUGUACUGUAUAACGAAAGGCGAAGCUUUCUUUGUCGAAGUUUCAGAAGAUGUGAAUCUUUAUAAGCAAUAUGACAGCAAAUCAUUUUAUUUGAAGCAAUUUGAAAAAGCUCAUAGUGUUAUAAGCAUGCCUUUAGCGUCUUUCCAUAAAAUUGCUCAGGAUAUAGGCCGUCCAAAAGUUCCCAUUAUCUGGAUGUCUUCCACCGGAAGCUGUGGUGCAACUCUCCUCAGUCGAGUUUUUGGGCAGCUUCCUGGAAUGGCCGUUAUCUGCGACCCUGAUGCUCUCACUUCCCUUGCGUUUUUGAAAAAGUCAAAUAGGUUUGGUAAAGGUGAAUAUGAGCAACUGCUUCCCAGUGCUUUGAGGCUUUUAUGCAAACAGGAUGACCGUGCAGGGAUGUUCUUUUUGAAAACGAGGCCAUGUAGCACAUGUCAAAUGGAGGAUGUGUACAAAUGUUUUCCACAGAUAUAUCAGUUAUACAUAUAUCGCAAUAGCUUUAAGACAGUCACCUCUCACCUCAAUAUAUUCUCCAGGGAACCUAUUUCAAUCGUUGGCAGAUACAUCAUAGAUAGCAAAGUUCUGUCAACCAUCUUGCCAUGCUUUCGACGAUCUCUCUAUCAUAAUUUCUGUUAUGUUCUAGACAGAGCAGAUCCGAGCGAAAAAGAACAGAACAUUACCAGUGUAGGGAUUUUCGCUACUUCUUGGGCGGCCAAUGUGGUCCAAUGUCUUGAUCACGUGGACGCAGGGGUACCUAUCAUUGCAAUAAUGUUUGAAGAAAUGAUGAAGAAUCCACGAAAGAUUAUCAGCACCUUGUUCGAUGUUCUUGAACUUAGGCAAGAAUACAUAUCGAAUGCCAUGGAGGGGUUUCGAGUAGAUCGCUGCAACAACAACGUGACAAGUGAUCUCAACUUGAGGGAGACCAAACGCACGAUUUCCCAUCAGGCACGCGUUGAGGCCGACGCCAUUUUCAAAAAGUACGGACUCCCGAAGCUAGGAGAAAGAUUCGAAAUUCCAGGACUUUUGGACUUUGAUACGACAAAAUUCAGAGGAAUCAACCCAAAAGAUAGAUAUUUCUGAACAUGAACAUACUACCCUCUUUUAUUUAAGUUUCUUUUAGGUUUUUUAUUCUCAUAUAAACAAAUGAUGCAAUUUUACGAAAUGUAGUUUGCCUAAUUAUUGUUUGUGAACGUCUCACCGGUAUAUACACAAUGUAUUUUGAUAAUUUUAUAUUUUAAUAUGCAUUUCUCAGGAAAGUUAUAUAUAGUUGUUUAUUAAGAAAGAUACCUUAAUCAUUUGGUAUCUCGUGUGGGUUUUUCCCAUUGAAAUUGAUGACAACCAAUUUCAAGUGAAAAUGAACACGGUUGCAAUGUUAUUCAAUUACGUCACAUGUACAAAGCUACAGAUUUGUUGUUUUUUUUAUUAUUAUACAGCACGAUAUGACCAAUAUGAUCAUAAUAAAAUAAUACAUGCUCAAA